This is a messenger RNA of Poecilia latipinna (sailfin molly), 2101 nucleotides long. RefSeq names its product FH1/FH2 domain-containing protein 1-like. The transcript has 12 exons. The coding region runs from base 242 to 1741 and encodes 499 amino acids. Gene Ontology annotation, molecular function: actin filament binding. The record is from RefSeq and is a predicted model, not a curated record. Gene Ontology annotation, cellular component: cytoskeleton; cytoplasm. Gene Ontology annotation, biological process: cortical actin cytoskeleton organization. NCBI's taxonomy places the organism in Eukaryota, Metazoa, Chordata, Actinopteri, Cyprinodontiformes, Poeciliidae.
GACCACUUGUUGUCUGAUCGGAUGAGCUUUAUUCUGAAAGGCCAAAUCGGAUGUAGUCUCUGGUUAUGGCUGGUAACAUGCCAGUUCCAAAUAUGGGCCUGACGUCAGCCCUAGGCCCCGCCCCUUUGUGCAGCCAGGUCCUCCUGCGCUCAGCUUCAUUUAAACAUUCCUCCGCGGCACAGCGAGCCGCACCGACUCUCCCUCAGCAGUCCAGCCGCAGUCUGGUCGCUGACUCUCGGCCAUGGCUUCCGUCACCUGCCGGGUCCAGUACCUGGAGGACUCGGACCCGUUCAUCUGCACGAACUUUCCCGAACCGCGGAGACCUCCGACUGUCUCCCUGGAGGAGGACCAGCCGCUGAGCGAGCAGAUCUCCGGGAUCCACAAGCUACUCGGGGCGCCGCUGAAGCUGGAGGACUGCGCCCUGCAGGUGUCUCCUAGCGGGACGUACCUGGACCUGGACUCGUCUCUGGCGGAGCAGCGGGACGAGCUGGACGCUUUCUACCAGGACCUGGCAAAGGGCAGGAAGCCGAUCCUGGUCCUGAGGACGCAGCUCUCCGUGCGCGUUCACCUCAUCCUGGAGAGGUUGUACAACUCCAAAGGCCCAGAGCUGAGGCGCUGUCUGUUCUCCCUCAAGCAGCUCUUCCAGGACGAUAAGGAUCUGGUCCCAGAGUUUGUAGCGUCUGAAGGCUUGGCGUGUUUCAUCAAGGUUGGAGCCGAAGCCGACCACAACUACCAGAACUACAUCCUGAGAGCUCUCAGCCAGAUCAUGCUGUUUGUGGACGGGAUGAACGGCGUGAUCCACCACCCAGAGACGCUGCAGUGGCUCUACACGCUGACAGGAAGUGUGUCUCGCCUGCUGGUGAAAACGGCUCUGAAGCUCCUCAUCGUGUUUGUGGAGUACGCCGAGUCCAACGGUCCUCUGCUGAUCAGCGCCGUGACAACGGUGGACGUAAAGAGAGGUGUUAAGCCCUGGACGAACCUGAUGGACAUUCUGGAGGAGAAGAACGGCGCCGACACAGAGCUGCUGGUCUUCACCAUGACGCUCAUCAACAAGAUUCUGGCGGCGCUGCCGGACCAGGACUCGUUCUACGACGUGACGGACUGCCUGGAGCGUCUGGGCAUGGAGGCCGUGGUCCGGAAACACCUGAGCAGCAAGGGGGCGGAGCCUGACCUCAAAGCCCAGUUCUCCAUCUAUGAGGCGGCUCUGCGGCAUGAGGACGGAGAUGUGGAUGACUCCGCCCCCCUCCUCCGAAAGGAGAGGAGAAAGAUGGCCGCCGGCGACCAGGAGGGAAGGAGGAGCCGCCGCUCCAGUCAGAACCUGCCGGACCUGCUGUCCCCCACUCCGUCCACGCCUGUCCUCUCCCCGUCCUCCACCAUAUCCUCGCCCACGUUGGACAGCACCGCCUCGUCGCCGCUGUCCUCUGAACCCGGAAGCUCCGCCUCCAGUCCCUCGAUGUCCCCGCGGGGCUCGCCGCUGCCCCCCCAUGCUGGACCCGGCAGCGAUGCGUCCACCGAGCUGGGGACAAAGACGCCAUCCAGCCCGAGUCGCUCUUUCCUCAGCCACCACAUGUCGGCUCUGGGUCUGGGCAGGAAGUCCCGCCUCUUCUCCAAAACCAGCUCCAUCUCUGAGGAGCCUCCCCCCGGCUGCAGCUCAUCUCCAUCGAACCUCUCGCCUCCGGAUCCGUCCCAGCAGAACUCAGAUCAGCUGGUCAGAGCAGAGUCCAAACCUCGUCAGAAGUGAGUAAACCGACAUUUUUCCAUCAUGUUUAAGUUCUGACUGGUUUCUGGAACUGGUGGCACUGGAGUCCGCCCAGACCCACCAGUUUCUCUGUCUGAAAUUAUUUAGAGAAAUCUUCUUCUAGAUCAGCUCUUUGUUCCUCUGGAAUAAUCCUGGAUAAAUUUGGGAUUUUUGAUUCUUGGAUUUUUCUGUUGCUCGGUUCAGUUGACCUGCUCUUGCUCUCACCUAUUUUCAGCUUUUUUUUCCAGAGAGUGUCUGAAACUGUCCUCCUCUUUCUCUAAAUCUUUGGUUUUAGAUUUUGUCCUGAAUAUAUCUGGGAAGUUUUUAAUUCUAGGAAAAUAUUUUUGGAAUGUUUCAGGACAA